Messenger RNA from Schizosaccharomyces japonicus yFS275, 1533 nucleotides. RefSeq names its product hexose transporter Ght6. Lineage: Eukaryota; Fungi; Ascomycota; Schizosaccharomycetes; Schizosaccharomycetales; Schizosaccharomycetaceae. Gene Ontology annotation, biological process: proton transmembrane transport; carbohydrate transmembrane transport; transmembrane transport. The record is from RefSeq and is a predicted model, not a curated record. Gene Ontology annotation, molecular function: transmembrane transporter activity. The transcript has a single exon. Gene Ontology annotation, cellular component: plasma membrane; membrane. The coding region runs from base 1 to 1533 and encodes 510 amino acids.
AUGGCUCGUGUGUUGCCCAUUGUAAUGCUGACAUUCGUGUCAAUGGCCGGCUGGAUGCUUGGUGCAGACACUGGUGCCAUUGGAGGUCUUACUAAUAUGCGAGAUUUUCAAGAACGGUUCGCCGAUAAGUACAACGCGACCACAGAUACAUACAGUUACAGUUCUGUUCGGCAGGGUCUGUUGGUGGGUAUGGUCAACACGGGCACAUUCGUGGGCUCGUUGCUCUCUUCUCCACUAGCAGAUCAAUGGGGUAAACGUAUUUGCAUUCUCAUUUGGUCAGUCGUAUACCUCUCCGGAAUUCUCGUCCAGCUAACGACACAGCGAUCUUGGGUCCAGUUUAUGUGCGGAAAGAUUUGGACAGGUCUUGGCUUUGGUGCUCUGUCGGUAAUUGCUCCGUCUUACCAAUCUGAAACAUCGCCUGCUAACAUUCGGGGCGCUAUUGUUUGUACAUACCAGCUAUUCAUCACUCUCGGUAUCCUUGUUGGAUACGCUAUUAAUAUUGGUACACACAGUAUCAAAGGUUCGAAUUCAUGGAGAAUCCCCAUUGGUAUUAAUUUACUUUGGGGUGUCGUUUGUUUCGCAGGCACACUUUGCCUGCCUGAAUCCCCUCGAUAUCUCAUCUCACUUGGUAAGAAGGAAGAAUGCCUUCGCGUGUUAUGCAAUACCAGUGGUCUUCCUCCAGAGGACAGUAUGAUUCAGAAGGAAUUCAAAGAACUCGAUGAGACCGUAACUGCCGAAUUACAAGAAGGUCAAGCCGGUUGGAGCGAGCUCCUCAGUUCCGAAAUUCGAUAUCGCACACUUCUCGGUGUGUGUGUAAUGGCCUUGCAACAGCUGACUGGUGUCAAUUACUAUUUCUAUUAUGGCACAGAAGUCUUCAAGGGCACAGGCAUCAGCAGCCCCUAUGUCGCGGCAAUUAUUCUUGGUGCCGUUAAUAGUGCGUGCACUUUUCUAGGCGUCGUCGUAUUAGAAAAGUUUGGACGCCGUAAUCCGUUAAUUUUGGGUGCUGCAUGGCAGGCCGCAUGUUACUUUGUUUAUGCUGCUGUUGGAGAUAGAGCUCUUUAUCGAAAAGACGGAACAUCAAAUCACAAUGCUGGUACUGUUAUGAUUAUUUUUUCAUGUCUUUUCAUCCUAAGUUUUGCCAGUACGUGGGCUCCUGCUGCUUGGAUUAUCGUCGGUGAAUCAUAUCCCAUUCGCUAUCGAAACAAGUGCAGUGCAGUCGCUACCUCCGCGAACUGGACUCUCAACUUUUUAAUUUCUUUCUUUACUCCCUUCAUCACGGCCUCAAUUGGUUUCAAGUACGGCUAUGUUUUUGCCUCUUGUAAUGUGGCUGCUGCGUUUGUGAUUUUCUUCUUUGCCAAGGAGACCAAGGGUCUGACAUUGGAGGAAAUCAACACACUUUACACUUCAGGCGUUAAGCCAUGGAAUUCCGUGGCCUAUGCCAAGAGUGUUGUGGAAAAACGUAUGCAGGAGGACAAUGCUCUGCAAAACUCGAUCCAAGUGUCUACAAUAUCCAAUGACUCAAAGCUUGUUUAA